GCGGAAAAGAUAAUGGUCCAUUUAGAACACCACCAAAAUUGUCAAUCGGGUCGGGUACAGCCAAUAGAGGAGAAGAGAUCAUCGGGGCUGAAAAACCUUCAGUUCGCCGGCGAUUGUUCGUCGGAGAACCCUGUUUCCACAGUUCCAUAGAUUUAUCUAGGUCGAUUGAGAACAGUCUCUCUACCUCCAAGUUGUUAGAUACUUAAACAUCCUACUUCAUCUCACUUGAUGUCUCGGAAACGCAAUGUCAUUGUUGCCACAGGCUUGCUAGUCUUUGCAUCUGCUGGCUUAUCCUUUCCGUUUUACAUGGCGUCAAGAUCAUCAAGGGCAACUCCAGUCAUUGAUUCAUCAAAGCCAUUGCCACCCCAGGCGACAUUUCGUGGCCCUUACAUCAACACGGGAUCGCGUGAUAUUGGACCUGAUCAUCAAACAUACCCUAAGAAAUAACAUCUUUCUUGAUUAGAUAUUAGUUUUGCUAGUUAUUGAAGUCACUCUAGAUUUCCCCUUUUUCUUUCUAUUCAAUGAAAAGAGAUAAUAAUGAGAGUCUGUUGAAACUGGCUCAGGAGAAAUUAGCAUGUUUGAGAGUGAUCCAGGAGCACCCUAGCUGGCCUGGACACCAUUGUUAUCGAAAACUCUGGAGGAAAUUUGCAUGUUUGAGAGUGUGAUCGAGGAGCGUCCUAUCUAGCUUGGACACUACUGUUUCAAGAAAAAUUGUUCUUUUAGAGAUUUUCAGAUAUGUAAGUGUGAUGUUGCUUUAUUGUUCAGAAACAACAAUAUGUAAUAUGCUGCGUGGAACGGGGCUAGAAUUUUCAGUAAGAAGUUUGAAAAUGAGGGUAAAAAGAAAGGGAAAAUUGAAUUUUUUUUCCCCCCCUCUUUUUAAUGAUUUGGUUUAAAUGGAAGAAGGCACUUACUUUCAUACCAAAUUCAAGUAAAAGAAAAGGAAAACAUUGGUGGGAAUUGGGAAUAGAACUAGAUUUUUUUUUAUGAAUAGAAAAAAAAAGCAAAGAAGAAAAUUGUUGCUACUAGGGCGUGUUUUGACAUAUUUUCCAUAUUUGGUUGGUGAAAUCUUUUAAGAAAAUGACUCUUUUAUUACUGUACUGUAUUGUUAAAUUUAUUAUUAGAUAACAUUGAAAAA
Messenger RNA from Solanum lycopersicum (tomato), 1135 nucleotides. RefSeq lists its product as uncharacterized. The record is from RefSeq and is a predicted model, not a curated record. Lineage: Eukaryota; Viridiplantae; Streptophyta; Magnoliopsida; Solanales; Solanaceae.